AUGGCCAUCAUUAUGAUUAGAAACAAUGAAACGACUUCGCAACGUACUCAACAGGGCAAUAUUACAAAUGUUAAAACAUUGCAAAGAGAAGAUCCACAACGAUAUGCUGACUUAUCUCAUUUCCGACCCAUUAUUUUGCCGGAAAUACCGGAUAGCAAAUUGUCCAGCUCGAGUCACAGUCGCGGUCUGAUUAGCCGUGAUCAUCCAGGCUACUCUUUACACGAUUAUGAAGAAUAUCCGCAUUUUGAUUACGGAUACGAUCAUCAUAUACCAAUUGCCGAUCAUCACGAAUUCGGUCAUCACAGCUAUGACCCAUACCACUAUGGACACCACUACGGUCACCACUAUGAAGAGGAACAUCACUAUCCGAGUCAUCAAAACAAAAAUUAUAAAAACGCAUUGGCCGCUAAAGCGGUAUUAUGGCCGAUUGCAGGAAUUGCACUUCUUGGAGCCGCGGCUGCUUUAGUAAGCAAUCCUAUUCUUUUGCAACUAGGAGUGGCUACCGGCAAACGGAAGAGAAGAGAUACCGAAGAAAUUACAGGACCUGAUACCGAAAUUGACUUUAAAAAAUGGAACUCUGAUGACGAUGAUCAUGGAAAACAUGCCAUGAAUAUAAACGAGAAAAAAUCAAGCAAGCUCUUUCAAAGGAAAACUUUAAAAACUAGGAUAAUUAAUCCAAAACGCUUUACUAAGUAUUCCCGUCUCCAAUCUCCUGAUUUACAAUUUAAUGUCAAUACUUCAAUAAGUAAUGAAUCAGAUGAAGUUAAUUUUAUACCGAUAAAACUAAAGAAUGUUUAAUAAAAAACUUCGUCAA
Messenger RNA from Melitaea cinxia (Glanville fritillary), 814 nucleotides. RefSeq lists its product as uncharacterized. The record is from RefSeq and is a predicted model, not a curated record. The transcript has 5 exons. The coding region runs from base 1 to 798 and encodes 265 amino acids. NCBI's taxonomy places the organism in Eukaryota, Metazoa, Arthropoda, Insecta, Lepidoptera, Nymphalidae.